AUGUGGCCCUUCGAUGAAGCAGUGCAGUGGCCAAUUCGAUUCGCACCACAACAAUCAGUGGAGUUGAGUACAACACAUAUCCAAGUGCCUCCAUGGCGAGCUAGUGCCGGUCGUCUGCUUCACGAUGUGUGCAACUACUGCACACGGAAUCCCCAUCUUGAAAACCUCGUACUCUUGGACCCCAUGUCACUAUCUCCGCUGUCCCCACUGACAAAUCUAAUGCAGCAGAAUGAGAGCAAAAGCGGACAAAUGACUGGAGUCCUUUGGAUGAGCCCUCUUCAAGCUCUCUCCCCCUUUUUUCAAGUGCCCAUUUCAACGAGUAAGUGUCCACCACCCAGUACUCUGCGUUACCUCACUGUGAGUGCUUUUGCAACCAACUGGGUGUCGUGGCUAUCACGAGUGGAAGUCUAUUCUUCGCUUGGAUUCUCACGUCCCCUACCGAAAUACGUGGCUGAUUCGGUGGCAGCUCAUAUUCUCCAGCCUUUUAGUCUGGGUUGUGGAGAAACUCCAAUACUCGAUCUUUACCCACUGUGGUUGCUUCGGAGUAUUCUAAAGUGGUCUCUUCAGCUGCCCACGCUCCUUUCCUGCCUACUCCAGUCAUGCAGAACCGGUGGGAACCAGUCGACCAAUCGCAUUCACACGUUCUUUCCUUUCACAGAUGUGGAUGAAAUUUAG
This is a messenger RNA of Rodentolepis nana, 675 nucleotides long. Lineage: Eukaryota; Metazoa; Platyhelminthes; Cestoda; Cyclophyllidea; Hymenolepididae. The record is from the annotation of a GenBank genome assembly.